AUGGGUGUCCUCGGGGCGCUGCUCGGGGGGGUUCUGGUGGCCGCGGCCGUCGCUGAGCCCGGCGUCCCGGUGGUCUCGGUGUUCCCGGCGCGUCCGCCGUCCCCGGGAGAAGCCACCACCCUGGUGUGCCUGCUGGAGAACAUCUUCCAUCCCAUUUUUUGGUCCAUUUUUCCCAUUUUUUGGUCCAUUAUUCCCAUUUUUUGGUCAUUUUUUCCCAUUUUUCCCAUUUCCCUCGCAGGCAUCCCGGUGGUCUCGGUGUUCCCGGCGCGUCCGCCGUCCCCGGGAGAAGCCACCACCCUGGUGUGCCUGCUGGAGAACAUCUUCCAUCCCAUUUUUUGGUCCAUUUUUCCCAUUUUUUGGUCCAUUAUUCCCAUUUUUUGGUCAUUUUUUCCCAUUUUUCCCAUUUCCCUCGCAGGCAUCCCGGUGGUCUCGGUGUUCCCGGCGCGUCCGCCGUCCCCGGGAGAAGCCACCACCCUGGUGUGCCUGCUGGAGAACGUCUUCCCGCCGGCGCUGACCGUCGGCUGGACGCUGGCCGGAGCCGCGGUCACUCGCGGGGUCACUUCGGGUCCCUUCGUCCCCGACGCCGACCUCACCUUCGUCCGCUUUUCCCGAAUUUCUGUCACCCCCCGGCCCGGGGACGUCGUCGCCUGCGUGGUCACCGCGGACGGGGACAACGCCACCGUGGUGGCCUACUGGGUGGCUCCGGACGCGGCGCUGGACGAGCAGCUGGACACGGCGUUGGCCGGAGCCGCGCUGGCCUUGGGGCUGAUCCUGGCCCUGCUGGGGGCCGGCCUGGCCCUGCUGGCUCGCAGGAACCCGCACGGCUGAGCUCAUCCCCACGGGAAUCUGGGAGUUAAGCCCUGCCUGUCCGAAAUAAAUCCAGGCUUUGGCAGA
Onychostruthus taczanowskii (white-rumped snowfinch) is the source of this 894-nucleotide messenger RNA. RefSeq lists its product as uncharacterized. The transcript is spliced from 4 exons. Gene Ontology annotation, biological process: antigen processing and presentation of exogenous peptide antigen via MHC class II; positive regulation of T cell activation; immunoglobulin production involved in immunoglobulin-mediated immune response. NCBI's taxonomy places the organism in Eukaryota, Metazoa, Chordata, Aves, Passeriformes, Passeridae. Bases 1 to 828 code for a protein of 275 amino acids. Gene Ontology annotation, cellular component: MHC class II protein complex. Gene Ontology annotation, molecular function: MHC class II protein complex binding. The record is from RefSeq and is a predicted model, not a curated record.